Messenger RNA from Vombatus ursinus (common wombat), 2435 nucleotides. It is a transcript of the gene MLH1, whose product is annotated as mutL homolog 1. The transcript has 19 exons. Gene Ontology annotation, biological process: mismatch repair. The record is from RefSeq and is a predicted model, not a curated record. Gene Ontology annotation, cellular component: MutLalpha complex. Lineage: Eukaryota; Metazoa; Chordata; Mammalia; Diprotodontia; Vombatidae. Bases 38 to 2269 code for a protein of 743 amino acids. Gene Ontology annotation, molecular function: mismatched DNA binding; ATP binding; ATP-dependent DNA damage sensor activity.
GCUGCUUGGUUUUACGUAAGUUUUGGCCGCUGUCGUCAUGUCUCUGGUGGCGGGAGUGAUUAGGCGUCUAGAUGAGAAGGUGGUGAACCGCAUAGCUGCGGGGGAGGUCAUCCAGCGCCCUGCGAACGCCAUUAAGGAGAUGAUUGAGAAUUGCUUGGAUGCCAAAGCCACAAGUAUCCAGGUGACCAUUAAAGAGGGAGGCCUCAAACUGAUUCAGAUCCAAGACAAUGGUACCGGAAUUCGGAAAGAAGAUCUGGACAUUGUGUGUGAGCGAUUCACUACAAGUAAGCUGCAGUCAUUUGAAGAUCUGGCUUGCAUUUCUACCUAUGGCUUUCGGGGGGAGGCCUUGGCUAGCAUAAGCCACGUGGCUCACGUGACUGUGACGACAAAGACAGCGGAUGCCAAGUGUGCGUACAGAACGAGCUACUCAGACGGAAAACUCAAAGCGCCUCCUAAGCCGUGUGCAGGAAACCAGGGGACGCAGAUCACGGUUGAAGACCUUUUUUACAACAUAGCCACAAGGAGGAAAGCUUUAAAAAAUCCCAGUGAAGAGUAUGGGAAAAUCUUAGAAGUUGUUGGCAGGUAUUCAAUACACAAUUCUGGCAUCAGUUUCUCAGUUAAAAAGCAAGGUGAGACGUCGCCUGACGUGCGAACCCUGCCAAAUGCAACCGUGGUGGACAACAUUCGGUCCAUCUUUGGACAUGCUGUCAGCAGAGAGCUGAUCGAGGUGGGCUGUGACGACCCAGUGCUUGCCUUCAAAAUGAAGGGCUACAUCUCCAAUGCCAACUACUCUGUGAAGAAGUGCAUCUUACUACUCUUCAUCAACCACCGACUAGUUGAAUCUACAGCCUUAAAGAAGGCCGUGGAGAGCGUGUACGCGGCCUACCUGCCCAAGAACACACACCCAUUUCUUUACUUGAGCCUGGAAAUCGCCCCCCAGAAUGUGGACGUCAACGUGCACCCCACCAAGCACGAGGUGCACUUCCUCCACGAGGACAGCAUCCUGGAGCGCGUGCAGCAGCACAUCGAGAGCCAGCUCCUGGGCGCCAACUCCUCACGCACCUAUUUCACACAGACCCUGCUGCCAGGCGUUGCUGGCCCCAUGACUAAGGGGCUGAAAUCUGCCACUGGGUCCUCAGCACUGACCCAGGGAGGGGGCGACAAGGUCUAUGCCCAUCAGAUGGUUCGUACAGAUUCCCGCGAGCAGAAGCUUGAUGCUUUUCUGCGGCCCGUGAGCAGACCCUCAGCCGGGCACCCCCCGGCCCCGAGCGCCGAGUGCCAGCCAGCAGCCACAGUCAGCUGGCCUGAUGAGGAGAUGGAGGAGCUUCCAGAGAGCCCCAAACUAGCUGCAGAAGUGCCGGGGCCACCAGAAGGUCCCAAGAAAGCGGACAGGCUGCCCCCUGAAACAGACGGUUCCAGAAAGAGGCCGAGGGAAGAUUCUGAUGUUGAAAUGUUGCAGGAGGAAAUGACGGCAGCCUGCUGCCCGAGGAGGCGGAUGGUCAAACUCACCAGCGUCUUGACUCUGCAAGAAGAGAUCAGUGAGAGAGGCCAUGAAGCUCUGCAGGAGAUGCUGCACAACCACUCCUUUGUUGGCUGUGUGACCCCACAGUGGGCCUUGGCCCAGCACCAGACCAAGCUGUACCUUCUGAACACCACAAAACUCAGUGAAGAACUCUUCUACCAGAUACUCAUCUAUGACUUUGCCAACUUUGGGGUGCUGAGAUUAUCGGAGCCGGCGCCCCUGUACGACCUGGCCAUGCUUGCCUUAGACCAUCCAGAGAGCAGCUGGAUGGAGGAAGAUGGCCCCAAAGAAGGACUCGCAGACUACAUCGUUGAGUUCCUGAAGAAAAAGGCCAAGAUGCUGGCAGACUAUUUCUCCCUGGAAAUCGAUGAGGACGGAAACCUGAUCGGAUUGCCUCUUCUGAUCGACAACUACGUCCCCCGACUAGAGGGGCUUCCCAUGUUCAUUCUUCGACUGGCUACUGAGGUAAACUGGGAUGAAGAAAAGGAAUGUUUUCAAAGCCUCAGUAAAGAGUGUGCCAUGUUUUACUCCCUCAGGAAGCAGUACGUAGUGGAGGAGUCCACUCUCUCUGGCCAAGAGAGUGAAGAGUGUGAAUCCGCUUCAGUCUCCUGGAAGUGGAUAGUGGAGCACGUGCUCUACAAAGCCUUCCGUUCACACCUCUUACCUCCUCAACGUUUCUCCGAGGAUGGGAGCAUCCUGCAGCUCGCCAAUCUGCCAGAUCUCUAUAAAGUGUUUGAGAGGUGCUGAAGAGUGUCACUUGGAAAUAGCUUAGGAGCACCCACCCAGCCCCUGCGGUAACUGGGCAGCAACCUCAGAAUCGAGGCGCAGUUAAAUGCUGGUUACUUCAACAGGUUACCCUUUCCUGUCCCCCCACAGAGCAGCCCAAAUGCCAGAAAUAAAUUGUUGUUCAGUA